Paramecium tetraurelia is the source of this 2379-nucleotide messenger RNA. RefSeq lists its product as uncharacterized. Gene Ontology annotation, biological process: phosphorelay signal transduction system. The transcript is spliced from 4 exons. NCBI's taxonomy places the organism in Eukaryota, Ciliophora, Oligohymenophorea, Peniculida, Parameciidae. Gene Ontology annotation, molecular function: phosphorelay sensor kinase activity. The record is from RefSeq and is a predicted model, not a curated record.
AUGAAAAUAUUAAUUACUCUGAUAGUGACAUAAUCUAUAUCAACUAUCAUAGGUUUUACGGAAUUUAAGGAACCAUAAGAAGUGAUAGCAUUGGCCUUGGAACUUUUUGGAUUGGCAAUGUUGUUGCUUUUAAGCAGGAUGAAAUAUUCUGAGUUGAUUUAGAGAAUACUGCUUAUAUGCUUGGCAACGAUAAUAUUUGUAUUAAUGCCGAAUUCUCAGUUUAAAUUUUAUAGUGGAGUUUAUCAUAUAGUGCUUCGCCAUUCACAACAAAAGCAAUUAAAUAGGGGUUUACUUUUAGAAUGGUUGGUCUUACUUCUGGUCAUACUAAUAUUUGGAACAUCUCUGGAGAUAGAACAAAUUUGUAGAAGUGUGUUUGCAGGAAUAGCAAUAAUGUUAAUGCAAUGUUUUAAGUACCAAGAUUAACUUCAAAAAGAGGCAAAUAAACAAUAAAUAAUGAUACAAUCUAAAAUAAACUAUACAAUGGCCAACAAUGAUGGGUCGAACCCAAGGAACAUUGGAGAGCGGAUAGUGGAUCCAAAAGUGACUUCGUUAUUUUUGGAUGAGAAUUACAAUGUUUUAGACUUUUAGAGAUCGAGUGCUGUUUAUAAAUUGACAGAUGGGGAUGUGUAAAAUCUACUGUAGGAAUUGCACAUAAAUAAAAUUGACUAAAAAUCAAAGUAGUUAUUGCCUUGGAAAUGCAAUUAAAUUUCAUUAAAAUAUUUCUUAGACUCAGUUAAAAAUAAUGCCAUCCCAAUGGUUAUUUAAGUUAUUGACUACACUCAUCCUAAGUUAGAGAAUCAUAUAAUUAAAAUCAUUUAUUAGAAUGAUUUCGAAAUCCAAUUUUAUGAUGUCGAAGAAAUAGAUAAAUAUAAAAAGAGAAAUUAUGUUUAUGCAAUUUUAAAAUAAUUAUUUAAUACUAUGUCACAUGAAUUUGGAACAUCUCUGAAUUAUUUACUGGCUUUAUCCUAAGUAGCAAUAGAUAAAUAUAAUGACGUAGAGUUAUAAUCUUACUUUUAACCUAUUAAAGCUACUGGACUAAUAAUGUACCAUUUCGUGUUAGACAUGAUUGAUUUUAAUGCUCUAUUGGGAAAGAAGCUAGAAUUAUAUUUUGAAAAAAUAGAUAUUGUUGAAAUUCUCUAUGAAAUUAAAAGUAUUUUUUCUCAUUCUUUAGAAUAAAAAGGAUUAACAAUAAACUUUGAUGUAUUUCUUAAUGAAAAAACAAUCUUUACUGAUAGAAGAAGACUAAAAUAAAUCUUAAUAACCUUGAUUUCCAAUGCUCAAAAAUUUACUUUCAAAGGUGGUAUUCGAUUGGUAGUUAAAUCAGUUGAAAAGUAUGUCCAAUUCGAAGUUAUCGAUACAGGUAUUGGACUCUCAACAUCUGAAUUGGAAAUUCUAACAGAUGUACUUAAAACUGAUUACAAAAACGAAUAAUAAAUAUCUAAAAAUACAGCUGGAUUUGGUUUGGGAAGUUAUCUAUGUAAUAAAAUUGCAAUGAGUCUUUCAAAUCUAAAGUACGAAGAUGGAGGAGGAAUUAGAUAUUCAAACAAUUAAGGUGAAAUUGGUACCAUGGUAACAUUCAAGAUCCUUAAUGAAUAAUUGAAUUAUAAUUUUGUUUCUUCAUAAGAUAAUUCGAGCGGCAUAAUAAAAAUAGGGAAAAAUGUGAUCGUCGAUUUAAAACAAUCAUAAAUUGAAUUAAGUUUAAGUGGACUGAAAAAACCAUUGACUAAGAGAUUUAGUACUGUAAUGGUACCAAAAGUAAAAAGCUUUCAUGAUGAUUAACAUAGAGAGCAUUCUUAUUUCAAAUAACCUACAAAAGACUGUUUUUAAGGAAUGUAAAUGUAGUACACAAAAAUAGAUUCAGAUAGUGUAAACGAAGAAACUAAUGAAGAGGAUUAUCAAAAAAGAUUAUAAAUUCAAAAUCUUAAACUUCGUUAUUAUCCUAGUGAUAUACUUCGUGAACUAAGAUAACAAUCAGUUGGAAUAAGUGAACAUUAUGUUCUUGAUUGCAAGUGUAAGACCAUUCUAAUUGUUGAUGAUGAAAUGAUUAAUAUUUUGGGAUUGUAAUUGAUGUUGAAGUCUUUGUUUUUUGAGGCUGAUCAUGCCUUUAAUGGAUUGGAAGCAAUCAAAAUGUUAGAAUAAGCUCAUUGCAUGUAUAGUAUAAUUUUUAUGGAUAUCAAUAUGCCAAUUAUGGAUGGUUAUGUGACAACAAAAGCAAUUUUAAAUAAAUACAAAGCUGGUUCACCUAAAAUCAUUGCCUGUACUGCAUUUACUGAUAGUCAAACAAGAUAAGGAUGUUAUGAAGUGGGAAUGUCUCAUUUCAUUAACAAGCCUGUAGAUAAAACUGAACUUCAAAAAUUGCUGUGCUAUCUAAUAAAUUGA